Molecule: messenger RNA, 2562 nt
Organism: Dufourea novaeangliae
Lineage: Eukaryota; Metazoa; Arthropoda; Insecta; Hymenoptera; Halictidae
Exons: 1
Coding region: 1-2562 (853 amino acids)
Source: RefSeq, a predicted model, not a curated record
AUGACGAAUUCUUUUCCUGUGUCGCGCAUCGCUUAUUCGAAUGAGUCGAAUAACUUUAAAUGCAACUACCAAAAGGAAAUUCACAGUGAUGUUCCUUGCAUUAACAUAAUAUUACGCUCAGACUGUGUAAUGAAAUCAACUCAACAUAAUUGUCUGCAAAAGGGCACUAAUCCAAAUGAGAAUAAAAUAUCAACCAUUAAUAAAAAUCCGUCUGAUCUAGUUAGAAGAAAAUUGAUGUAUUCGGACAUCGAAAUAAUACCCCAAGCUGCACCAAUGACGUGUAAAGGAAUUACAGAAGCUUCAAAUGUAUGUAACAAAGUUAAAUGUGAUAACAUCAGCCACCAACAAAUAGAAAAAUCCAUGGAUUCUCAUAAAGAAUUGAUGGAGGAGACCUAUCCUGUAACAAAAUUGGAAGGUACUACGAAAACAAGAACAGAUUUCUUGUCUAAUUUUGAGAAAGUUCACAAACCCACCAUGGAAGCCAAUUUGAAACCAAGUUUGAAACAAGCAGGUUUAACAAAAAAUGAUGUUUCAACCAAGAUCCUAUUAACACCUACAAACCAAAAAUCACACAAAGAAUGUUCUUGUGUAUGUUCUCUUACAACUUCUUAUUCUAAUAAAAAUUUGAUUAAUGAUAAAAAGAUUGAAUCCAAGCAAUAUUAUGAAAAGCAUAGGGCACCGUUGAAUUUUGAUUCCACUAAUUAUUCUACGUUAAAUGCAGGACAAAAAUGGAAAUUUAUAGGUAUAGCCGAAGAUUUAACAUCCCCAGGCAAUGUUGCUACAAAAGAAUUCCACCAUAGUACACCAAAAUGGACGCCUCAGAGUACCAUCGCAAGAAAUUCAUCGGGUGAACACUGUGCUCCCUGUUGCACUAACAUAAAUCACGAUUCAACUAAGUAUUCCACAUUGAACAUAGGGCAAACAAGAAAAUACGAUUAUUCAACCAGAGAUGUAAAUUCGAAAGACAAUACUACUGUUAAAUUUCACCAUAGUACGCCAAAACAGGUACCCAAAAGUACAGUUUCAAAGAGCUUAUCGAACAAAAAUAUUGAAAAUUGUUGCACUGCUGUGACUUGUGAUUCUGCUAACUAUUCUUCCAUAAAUUUCGGACAAGAAACUAAACAUGUUAAUACAACGGUGAAUGUUAAAUCUAUUGCAACCAUUACUGAUAAUUUUUUGAAACCGCAUACAAAAUUUUCUCAUAAUAAUGUUGGACAACAACCUACAAACAGCACUGCUAUGGAUACUCUAGAAGGAAUACUGCUGGGAAUAAAAAACCUCGGUGAUAAGUCCAUGGCGAAACAUAGUGUGCACGAUUAUCAGCAUAAAGAUGUGAGGUGUAAAAAUGUGGAUUGCAAUACAGUGACAGACUUUAAUCAAUAUUCCGUUUUGUCGUCCGAGUGUUUGAGGCCAGAAUGUAUAAAGAUGCUGGAGGAAAUCAAGGACUGCACGAAAACAUUGGAAGAACAAUUGAUAAUGAUGAACAAGAAUAUGAAAGUGAAAAAAAGUAAAGAUAGUUAUUACGGUAAACAGCGAAGGGAUAUAAUUACACAGAACCCGGAGAAGGAAAAUGUUUGUGUGCAGGAACCCAGCCACGAUGAUGUUAGACAUUUCAAGUACGUACAGGGUCACCAGAUAAAAUCGAAAAUUAAUCUCAAUCCUCAAAAAGAUAAACUCCCAGACAAAAAUAUUCAGCGAACAAACAAAAAGACAACAUGGACAGAAGAAAGUAAAUGUUGUGGUAGCGAACAAGGGAAAAGUCAGAUUCAUAAGAAACAGCUUUACAGAUCCGAUGAUAACAGUAACUCUAAUAUGAACCAACCUAAAAGUUUCAAAAAAGGACAAAAUGCACAAGAUCAGUACACAAGUUGUGCACCUUGUGCUUUUGAUGAUUCGUAUUUCAGGCCAAUUGCUGCGUCCACGUUUAAAGAUAAAAGUUUAUUAAACAACAAUGAAUGUACGUGCCCUUUUAUUGAGCAGACUAGUGUUCUAUCUCGUAGAAGCUCACAGAGUAAACGAGAUAGGAGAACUACAUUGAAUGAAUUAAUUAGUUACUCUUCAAAAAGGGAAGAAUGUAAAAUUAGUUCAAGAAAUGCGAGGAAAGUUGAAGAAUUUUCAUAUUGCCCAGAAAAGGCUAUUGUAAUGUUACUUUUAACGAGAGAUGUAAAUAAUACGCAUCUGAAAUCCAGAUACAAGAAGUUAGGUCUUACGAAUUUUAAGCCGAAAUGUAUUAUUGACUCGUGUAUCACGAGUGAUCAGAGAUUAGUAAAAUGUCCAUUGCCGAAACGUAAAUGUCAGAUACCCUCUGUGUUCAGACAAUUUAAAUCGGUACAAUGUAAAAUUGGAAAGCACAGUGAAUUGUUCGAAAAUGCCUGUAAUCAUUCCAUGAAACAAUCAGUAAGUAAUUGCAAAAUGUCAGAUUUAUUAGCCACUGUUUGCACGCAGUCAUCAAAUUUACACAUUACAACUGCCACCUCAGUUUCCUGUGUUACGUUUCGUGAUUACUCUGCAUGUUGUAUUAAAGAAAGGGCAGCAAGAUCAGGAACUUGUGCAUUGAGUUGA